CGGAGGGUGAGAAGCUGAGGGGGAAUGCGAGAGGGAAGUCGACAACGCCAGUCGCCUGAAAUAUUGCGACAAAGAGCAGCUGCUCUUUUUCCUCGCAGCAUAAGCAGCUCCUCGCGUUUACAACCUGCAGCUAUUUGGGCCAGAGCUAGUAUCAGGAAGAUUGCUCGACGUGUUUCGCCGUCGCGGACGGUCCUGCAGCAUCGCGACGGAGCCCGUCGCCAUCACUCGACAAGGCCCCACGAGCAUGGAGACCAACGGCAAUGCCAGCGCAACGGCGCCGGCUAGCACACAGAUUCGGGUGGUGGAGGGCAUUCCCAUCUCCGGCUUCUACGACGACUCAGUCGUACGCGCUGCGCUGCGCUACGAGCCUCGCAAUGACGAGGUGUACGUGGCCGCCUACCCAAAGUCCGGCACCACGUGGGUGCACUUCUUGGCUAGGCGAGUGCUGCACCGGGGGCGCGAGAGUCCGGCGGAAAGCGCGGUGCAGUGCAUGCUGAGCUCCAUCUUUGGCUACGCCGGCAGCGACACUCCCAACGCUGUGAUCAAGACGCACCUGCCUUUUGGCAAGACGCCCUUUUCGGAGAAGGCCAGGUACAUUUACGUGCUUCGGAACCCCUACGACUGCUGUGUCUCGUACUACCACCAGCGACUGGGGCUUGCACACGCGCCGGCAAUCAGCUUCGACAAGUUUUUAGACGAGUUCAUCGAGGGCGAAGUGCCCUUCGGUGACUACUUCGAUCAUCUAGCUGCCUGGUUUCCUGAGACGUCGAGGCCCAACGUCAUCUGCGUGCCCUACGAGCAACUGAAGACGGACGUUCGUUCAGGAAUUCUCCGGAUAGCCGACUUCCUUGGUACAGAGUACGGGAAUGCUUUGCGCAACGAUGACGAAGCACUGGAAGAAAUUAUUCAGACAACGUCUCCAAAUGUCAUGCGAAAGCAUUUUGCAGAAGCAAGAGCAGCAGUACUUUCCUCCUCAAAUGAUAAAAAGAAAGCGGAAGUAGCUGCGGCAUUUGUAGCAAGGGGCCUUCGAAAGCCAGCGGCUGGUGCAAGCUGCGAGGAGAAGGCAAACGUAUUCAAGCUGGUCCGAAAAGCGACCAUUGGUGACUGGAGAAACCACUUUUCCGCGGCUCAAGCGGAGCGCAUGAAAUCCAACAUGGAGUCCAAGAUGGCUUCCAAGAUGGCCGAGCAUCGAGACGCAGUGAUGGCUCUGUGGAAGGAUCUCUCCCUGCCGUAGCUGAUGGUAGAAUCGGCAUGCCUCCUCUUGAAACGCGUGCAUACGACUUGCCGCCGGACCCCUUGUCGUCGGCCCCUAUGCUUGCUAUACCUAAUCUAUCGUAUUCUCACAUUAUAGCCUAGUCUGCUUUUUCGCGACAUUCAGCGUUUGUAUUCUCAAGGGCAUCUUGAAGGGUGGAAUCAGCAUGAUGAUGACGGAUAUUGUUGUUACAGCAAGAGAGGUCGGUGUUAAAAAAUCAGAAAGGCAGAGUUUCGUCGGGAUCUCACUCCACACGCUGCGCUGCCCCGUGGAACUCACGCCCUGU
This is a messenger RNA of Dermacentor andersoni, 1538 nucleotides long. RefSeq names its product sulfotransferase 1C2-like. Gene Ontology annotation, molecular function: sulfotransferase activity. The record is from RefSeq and is a predicted model, not a curated record. Lineage: Eukaryota; Metazoa; Arthropoda; Arachnida; Ixodida; Ixodidae.